Amphimedon queenslandica is the source of this 2335-nucleotide messenger RNA. RefSeq names its product cytochrome P450 3A31. NCBI's taxonomy places the organism in Eukaryota, Metazoa, Porifera, Demospongiae, Haplosclerida, Niphatidae. The record is from RefSeq and is a predicted model, not a curated record. The transcript has 14 exons. Gene Ontology annotation, molecular function: steroid hydroxylase activity; oxidoreductase activity, acting on paired donors, with incorporation or reduction of molecular oxygen; heme binding. The coding region runs from base 621 to 2162 and encodes 513 amino acids.
UGCAAUUUCUUUGUAGUUGACUUCUUUCUUACUUCAUAAUUGUGCUGAGUUUUAUUUGCUUAACUUUAUAAUGCAUUCAAUUUUUGCUGUUUUAUAGUUAGUAUUGUUUUAAUGCAAUGAAUGUAUCCAUUAAUUUUGAGGCAUUUUUACAAAAAAAUUAGUAUCAUAAUUUUAGUUCUAAAAUUAUAUAAUUUUGAUUUGCGUAGAGUACAGUAUAAAGCAUAUAUAUAUUGUUGAUGAUCUAAAUUGGCACUGCAAAUAAAGACUGAAAAUUGAUUGGUCUGUUUGCAUGGAUCGGUUUAGAUCUGUUAGCUGAUGUAUGGAUUGGAUGAUAUUUCUAUAAAAGUAGGCAAAAACUUAGGAAUUGGAAUAAAUUGGAAAGUUGUUUCACCUCUAAAAUAGUGAAUUUGUCAAUUUCCUUUAGUUUUUUUAGUUAUAAAAACAAAAAAUACUAGGCUCCAGCUAUGCAGUGGGAGGGGAAAUUUUACUAUAGCUAUGAAGAUCAUAUGACUCACAUCACAUGAAAGUCAUAUUGAGUUAUACCUAGCAGUACUGGCAAUUACUGACUAGUGAGUGAGAAAGCUCAUGAGAAGAGUCUAUUGUCUAUUUCUACUCCCAGAAUGAUGAGCUUUUUUGCCAUACUGCUGCUUUUGAUUACUCUGCUACUUGUUUAUUGUUGCUAUUCUUUGUAUCAUGCAUAUGGUGUCCUUAAGAGGCUAGGAAUCCCUCAUCCUCCAAUCACACCUUUUAUGGGAAAUGGAAUAGAAAUUUUAAAAACGUCUUCAACUGAUUUUCAAGAGAAAUGGCUUGCUAAAUGUGGAAAAGUAUUUGGUUAUUAUUUGGGUACAAAGGUGAGCAUUGUAGUAGCUGAUCUUGACAUACUCAAGGAGAUCAUGAUAAAGCAAUCUGACAAAUUUGUCAAUUCAGAUGCAGAACCUCAGAUAAUGAUUGAAAUACGUAGGAACAACAACAUGGGAUCAGGUUUGAUUUUUCAAAAAGGUGAGGAAUGGAAGCGUGUUCGUCGCAUAGUUACUCCAACUUUUUCAAGCAAGAAACUUAAGCUGAUGAUGCCAUUAGUUGAAAAAGGUAUCAAUUCUCUAUGCAGUGUAUUAGAAGACAUUAAUAAAAAGGGACAGAGUGUCAACAUACCAAAAAUUUAUUCUCAGUUUACUCUGGAAACAAUGCUAGCUGUAGCUUUUGGUUCUGAAGUGAAUUUAUUGAAAGGUGAGGGGAGCGCACUUUCAGAAGCAGCUGCUGGGUUUUUCACUGAUUUGAGUGAACCAUUAUUUAUUUGGGAAGCUAUUUUUGACAGUUACUUCCCUACUUUGCUAAAAUAUCUGAGUGCCCUUGGCGCAAGGACCCUACCAUUAGGCAAACACAUGAAGGUUAUCAAUGAUACCUCAUUAAGCAUCAUAAAGUCAAGAAGAGAACAAAGCCACAAUGGUGACAAGAGGGAAGACUUUCUUCAAUUACUAAUGGAUGCUGAAGCACCAGAUGAUCCAGAGAAUGAGUCUAGCAUUAAGGCUUCACGUGUACUAACUGACAAACAGAUUGUUGGUCUCUGCUUUGACUUCAUGCUUGCUGGUCAUGACACUACUAGCAGCAUGCUUGCCUUCACUUCAUAUCUUUUAGCAAUAAACCCUCACGAGCAAGAACAACUGUGUCAAGCCAUUGAUGACUACUAUCAGGAAAAUGAAGGGGCUUCUUUGUAUGAUGCAUCACAGAAUAUUCCUUAUCUUGAUUGGGUCUUACAUGAGGCAUUGCGCUUAUAUCCACCAGGACCAACUACAGCUCGUGUGUGUAAUGAGACAUGUACAAUCAAUGGUGUCACAUUCCUUAAAGGAUUUAGAUUUGAUAUUCCCAUACUGAAGAUACACAUGUCACCAGAGUAUUGGGAUCAGCCUGAAGUUUUCAAUCCAAAACGGUUCAGUCCAGAAGGGAAGGAGGGUAGGAAUCCUCAGGCUUACAUUCCUUUUGGUUCAGGACCAAGGAGUUGUAUUGGAAUGAGGUUUGCACUAAUGGAGGCUAAGGCUUGCUUAGUGAGUAUAUUGAGGAAGUAUAGGUUUGAAAGAUCACCUGAUACUCAGGUACCAUUGAAAAUGGUAGUUGCAGCUUUGCAAUAUCCAAAGGAUGGCAUUUUUAUUAAAAUUGCAAAAGUUUAAAGAUGAUUGAUGCAAUCUCCCAGUAGAUAACUUCUUUCUUUUUUGAGUUGCUUUUUAGUUGUUUUUUUUUUACUUUGCUGAACCUAUUAUUUUGCUGCAUUAAAUUUUUUGCUGCAUUAAGUUUUUUUGAAUAACAAUAAUUGUCUACUGGCAUAGAUAGAUAUUAGAGGAAA